Molecule: messenger RNA, 1392 nt
Organism: Trichosurus vulpecula (common brushtail)
Lineage: Eukaryota; Metazoa; Chordata; Mammalia; Diprotodontia; Phalangeridae
Gene: RPP38
Product: ribonuclease P/MRP subunit p38
Exons: 3
Coding region: 207-1046 (279 amino acids)
Biological process (GO): tRNA 5'-leader removal
Cellular component (GO): nucleolar ribonuclease P complex; fibrillar center; ribonuclease MRP complex
Molecular function (GO): ribonuclease P RNA binding; ribonuclease P activity
Source: RefSeq, a predicted model, not a curated record
AGGAAGGGGCGGGUCGUGCGCAUGCUCGGUACGAGGCGACCUGGAAGCUGAAACCCGGCUUGUGGGGAAACCUCAGGAACGGGAACAACCCUGGACUAAUUAGAGCGUGUGUGUCUGUGUGUUUGUAUUGACCGUAAGCAACAGAAGGAAGCUGUUUGGAUUAAGGGCACUUUUCGUAGAAGUUUUGGUGUCAAGGAACAUUCGAGAUGGCUGCAGCAUCAGGGAAGGGAUCAUUACGAAAAGCAAAAUCAUUUACUGUAAAGACAUCGUUAAAUAAUCCAUAUGCUAUCAACUGGAGUACUCUGGAAAGAGAUGAUAUGCACUUCAUAUUACAGACACUGGAAGAAAGAUUUAAACAUGUUGGACUUCAAAAGAUUGAGACUCCAAAGAAGAAAAAAAGGCCUUUUCCAAAAAGGCAAAGCAAAGAAAAGGAUACUGUUGAUAAUGAUGAAGUUCCAAAGAAAAAAGAAACAGAAAUUAGCCAGAAAGUACCAGGAUGGACUCCUGUACAUAUCAGGAAACAACUUGCUAUUGGGAUUAAUGAAGUUACCAGAGCUCUAGAGAAAAAUGAACUUCUUUUAGUCCUAGUGUGCAAAUCUGUCAAACCUGCUAUGAUGACUUCCCACCUGAUUCAGUUGAGUGUCAGCAGAGCUGUACCAGCUUGCCAGGUUCCUCGCCUUAGUGAUAGCAUUGCACCUGUUAUUGGUUUAAAGUGUGUUCUAGCUCUGGGUUUCAAAAAAAAUACCCAAGCUUUUGUUGAUGAACUAAAAGCUAUAAUUCCCAGGGUACCUAGUUUACAUGUGCCAUGGCUUCAAGACAAAACUAAAGAUUCCCUGGAAGAUACAGCAUGUGAAACUUUAGAAAAGCAAGAUGAAAGUGUUUUAGAAACCUCCUUUGAAGAGCUUACUAAAAAUAAGCGAAAACUUGUUGAAUGUCAGCAAGAUACUUCUGCUGUAACUUUACAGCCCCUAAAAAUAAAGAAACUGAUUCCAAAUCCCAACAAGAUAAGGAAACCACCAAAAAAUAAAAAAACUACUUUAAAAUAACAUGUGAAACAUAACUUGUAACACAUUUUUCCAUAAUUAAAACUAAUUUCUGAAAAUGAAUUACUUUUACAUGUGUCCUUGCUAUAUAUAGCUCGUUAAAUGUUCCUUGUAAAAAAAAAAAAGGUAACUUUAGGGCACAAAACAUAUCUAGGUUUAAACCAAUAUUUAAAUGUAUCAGUUAUUAGAAAACCUGAGUAUAAAAACAAAAGUUUAUUAAAAUAAAUGUUCAAACUGAUAUAAAUUCAUUAAAGAGGCCAGUAAGAUGCUGGUUUGUGAGAACACUUUUUCAUCAUAACUAUAUUCCUAUCAAAAUCGUUCUGCCACAGCAGACAUUCAUUCUUAAUGA